Molecule: messenger RNA, 1585 nt
Organism: Catharus ustulatus (Swainson's thrush)
Lineage: Eukaryota; Metazoa; Chordata; Aves; Passeriformes; Turdidae
Gene: HTATSF1
Product: HIV-1 Tat specific factor 1
Exons: 9
Coding region: 112-1473 (453 amino acids)
Biological process (GO): mRNA splicing, via spliceosome
Cellular component (GO): U2-type spliceosomal complex; U2 snRNP
Molecular function (GO): RNA binding
Source: RefSeq, a predicted model, not a curated record
GCGGGGUUGUCUGCGGUGCGGGGUUGUCUGCGCGCGCUCCCGCCACUGAGAGGGGCGGGCCUCAGGCGGUGAAAGGAGCGCGGGUGCCCGAGGCCCAGUGAACGGGGCAGGAUGAGCGGCGAGGACGGAAACGAGGAGUUCUACCGACAGCUGCAGCUCCAGCAGCAGUAUGAGACCAGGCCAGCCGAGGGUGAAGGCGAGGGCGAGUCCGACCCCUUUACCUACGUGGACCCUGCGGACGGUGCUGCCUACGAGUGGGACCUGGAGAAGAAGGCCUGGUUCCCCAAGAUAACAGAAGAUUUCCUGGCAACCUAUCAUGCCAACUAUGGCUUCCAUGCAGAUGAGACGGAUACUUCAUCUGCCUCUGGUACAACCAUUGAAAGUAAGCAGCCAGUAAGUUCUAAGAUACCAGGAACAAAACCAUCAGCAAAUGAGAUGGGACAAAAACAAACAGAUCCAAAACAAAAGUCAGAGAAAAGGAAGCUAGAGCCAGGGUGGUUUCAUGUUGAAGAAGACAGAAACACAAAUGUUUAUGUGACAGGUUUACCUCCAGACAUUACGAAAGAUGAGUUUGUGCAAGUUAUGUCAAAAUGUGGUAUCAUCAUGCGAGAUCCUCAGACAGAAGAGCAUAAGAUCAAACUAUACAAAGAUAAGGAAGGAAAUCUUAAAGGAGAUGGCCUCUGUUGUUAUCUCAAGAGAGAAUCAGUUCAACUUGCUUUGAGGCUUCUGGAUGAAGCAGAAAUCCGAGGCUAUAAAUUGCAUGUGGAAGUUGCAAAGUUCCAACUGAAGGGGGAGUAUGAUGCAAGCAAAAAGAAGAAGAAAUGUAAAGACUACAAGAAGAAGUUAUCGCAACAGCAGAAACAGCUGGAUUGGAGGCCAGAGAAGAAAGAUGGGGCAACUCGAAUGCGGCAUGAACGCAUUGUUAUUAUCAGGAAUAUGUUUCACCCCAAGGACUUUGAGGAGGACCCUUUGGUGCUAAAUGAGAUAAGAGAAGAUCUGCGGACAGAGUGUGAAAAGUUUGGUCAAGUAAAGAAGGUUCUCAUAUUUGAUAGGCAUCCUGAUGGUGUCGCUUCCGUGUCAUUUAAAGAAGCAACAGAAGCUGAUCUGUGCAAACUGACUCUAAAUGGAAGGUGGUUUGGUGGCCGUCAGCUCAGUGCUGAAACGUGGGAUGGUGUAACGGAUUAUCAGGUGGAGGAGACUGCAAGAGAAAGGGAAGAAAGGCUCAAGGUGUGGGAGUCAUUUUUAGGGGAUCCUGAUGCCAAGGAGCAACUAAAUACAUCUGAUUUGGAUUCUGCAUCAAGUAGUUUUAAACUACCUGAAGGGAAACAACCUCCAGAGGUUAAUGACACGCCUAAGGAGGAUGCAAAUGAUGAAGGUCAUAAGAGAGAGAAUAAUGGUGAGGGUAUUAAUGAAGAUGGAGCUCCGUCCACAGACAGCAGCCUAGCAGGCAGUGAUGGUGAAGCUGAUACAUAACAUCUUUAAUGGUUUAUGAAAGCAUGAUUUUUAGGGUGAUGUUUGAGUGUAUCCCUCUCUUCAGGAUGACUGCAGACAAUAUUCAUACAAAUAUAGGUAUAUUAGAAUGUCA